AGGUGAAAUACCAAAAAGAAAGAAGAAGAAAAAAAAAAAAAAAAAAAAAAACGAGGAAGGAGUGUAAACAGCUUCAGCAGACAUGACGUUGGGCUCAACUUCAAACCAGGAGUUGCUAAUCUUGGCUUGCAAGCAAGAGAAGGAACCUUACUGUUUACUUGCUUAGCCAUUUGCCAGACCACACAGUGCUUAGUUACGAGAUAUAAACAAAGCAGUAGAAAGAGAAAAAGGAAGAAGAGAGAAAGAAAGAGAGAGGACAGAAGGAAAGAAAGAGGGAGAAAAACCAAGAAACAGAAGUUCAAGCAAGUCCUGAUUAUGUUUAAUGUGACAUUUACAACUAUGAUGAUCUAAACAAUCAGAAUUGGACAAAAUUAUAGAAGAUUUCAGACUUCUGGAUGUAGCAACUGUCCAACUUGUACAGCAGGCAUGAGCAGUUCCUGUGUGACACUAGCCGAGGCCCUGUGGGCAAAAGGAAGCCCUUUGGAGGAAGAAGAAAUAUGGGCACUCUUGUACCUGUCCACAGUGCAGCUUCUGGAGGACCUUCACAAAGACCCUGCCAUCUGUGUGAUUUGUCCGUGGUCAAUACUGCUGUCUGCUGAAGGAAAUUUGUCCUUUCAAAACAAUGCAUCUCAGAUGGAAGCUGCUCCUUUUAGUGCACCAGAAUUGCUCCACAGACAAAGUAAAAACCAGUGCAUUGGACUAACAAAGAUGCUGGUGUAUUCCUUAGGAAUGACUCUCUAUUGGUCAGCAGACUACCAGGUUCCUCCAAAUCAGUCCCUCCAGCUGAGUGACCAACUACACAUGCUCCUGCUGACACUAUGUGAAGAUCUGCCACACAAAAGACUUUCUCCUGAAUCAAUUCUGGAAGCAUGUGAGGCACACCAGAAGGAAUCUGCUUCCUUACCAGCAGAUGUCUACAUAAAGAAAAUGGUCCAGUUUGCUGUGGGAAGUGUCAGUGAGGUAGAGCGGAUAGUCAUGGAAGACAGCAUAGCCUCUCAGCUUAACAGAAGUCAUGUAAUAAGAAAAAGGCUGCAUGCGAAAAUAUUGGACACCUCAUCGCUGCCUUCCCAGAUGAAUUUUCAGCAAGACAAAGGGUCCAGAUUAAUGAAUUAUAGUCAGUCAACAGAAGAUUACAGACAACUGUCAGUGGAUUACAGUGACUCUAAUAGCAUUUCUGAAAGUACGUCUUUGAUACUGUCUAACCGAGGACGCAGGAGGGGGAGAGUUCCACAGACACACAGGUCAUGGGACCCCACCCUUAGUGGGUCAAGGACACAAAGUAGCUACAAGCUCUUCAUAAACAGAUGUCACUGGCCGCCCAGAACAGCUGACCCUAGCAUGUCUCCGUCAGACUCAGACAGGUCAAUCAGUGCUGUAGAAGAAAAUCCUGGUGGAACUCGGAAGAACAGCAGACAGAACCUACUAAGUUUAGGUUCCACCUUCUCUGUGUCUACAAAGGACUACACAGCAGCUGCUGCAUCACAGAAAAGUUUAUUCCACAGGAAGGAAAAGUUUUCAGGUCCAGAAUUUAUUAUUUUGUCUAGUGAACCACCAGUGACCUUACAGCUGCCUGGAUCAAUUGUGACUAAAAAAGGGAAAUCCUAUUUGUCCCAAAGGGAUCUCAAUGUGAUUCUACUCAAUGGGCAGUGCCUUGAGGUGCAAUGUGACAUCAAGUCCAAGGCAAGAGAUGUUUUCAACACUGUGGUGGCAUAUGCAAACUUGGUGGAACAUUUCUACUUUGGCUUGGCGUACCUGAAAGGUAAAGAAUUCUUCUUUUUGGAUGAGGAGACCAAACUCUACAAAGUGGCUCCAGAUGGCUGGAAUGACCAACCCAAGAAGAAAACCUCCAUCAUUAAUUUCACACUCUUUCUAAGGAUAAAAUUCUUUGUCAACCACUUUAACAUUAUCCAGCACGACUUGACAAGACAUCAGUUUUACCUGCAGCUUCGUAAAGAUAUUUUGGAGGAGCGAUUAUAUUGCAACGAUGAGACUGCCCUGAAACUCGGCGCUUUGGCUUUACAGGCAGAGCUUGGCAAUUUUGCUUCUGAGAUGCAUGGAAAGAGCUAUUUUCGUGUUGAAGACUAUGUACCAGCAAGCCGAAUAGAGAAAAUGACCCUGGCAUAUGUACAGCGAGAGCUUGCUAAAUUACAUCGUAUGAAUCAUUCCCUAUUUGAGGAUGAAGCUGAACAAGAAUUUUUGAAGGUGACUCAGCAACUUCCUGAAUAUGGAGUGUUAUUCUAUCAUGUGUCGCAAGAGAAGAAAGGGGCAGGAGGGGACAUCAUCCUGGGAAUCUGUGCCAAGGGCAUUAUUGUGUAUGAGAUUAAAAAUCACACAAGAAUUGCCAGUUUAAGAUUCCAGUGGCGUGAAACAGAGAGAAUUUCAGCUCAUAGAAAAAAAUUCAUGAUUGAAAGCAGCUUCAGUGGCAAGAAACACACCUUUGUUACUGAUACAGCAAAGACAUGUAAAUAUCUACUGGACCUCUGCUCUGCCCAGCACAAAUUCAAUGCACAGAUGAAUUCUAGACAACUUCAGCAAACUUCAUCAGAAGAAAGUAAAUUUGUGGAAAUAGACAAAUCAAAUUCUGCAUAUGCAGCUCAGCAUGAACACCUUGCCCUGAUUCAGAGGCUGUCUCGUUCAGAGAAUGUGCUCUAUGGACCAAACCUGGAAAACCUUUCUGUUGGGAUGAUGAGCAAAUCUUGUGAUAACCUCAGUGUGGAAACCAACAACAGGACUAGAAACAAAAUCAAUCUUGGCAGAUCUGCAUCAGGUCUAUCCCAGUCAGAAAUCCACCUCAAUUUGAAUGGAAAGCAAAGGAGUUAUGACUACCUCUCUAUCCAUUCAACUCAGAACACAAUCAGUGCACCUGGAUCACCAGCCAUCCAAAAGGAAGUUUUGCUAAGUGGUCUAGAAAGAGAAAUCAUUUGUGUCAGCCUAAAACGUGAUGCUAAGAAUGGAUUUGGUUUUGUAAUUAUUGGAGGAGAAAAUGUAGGAAAAUUAGACCUCGGUAUCUUUAUCGCUUCAAUUAUCCCUGGGGGACCUGCAGACAGAGCUGGAAAUAUCAAACCAGGAGGACGACUCAUCUCUGUGAAUAAUAUUAGUCUUGAGGGUGUUUCAUUUAAUACUGCAGUUAAAAUCAUACAGAAUUCUCCUGAUGAAGUGGACCUCAUCAUCUCUCAAACUAAAGACAUGUAUGAAGAAGGAUUAAAUGAAGAAAAGAGUCUGUCAAGAGGAAACAGCACUAGUGAAUCAGAAAUCUCUUGUGUAGACAGUGGGAGAAAAAACAUUAAGGAUUAUCAUACAGCUCUCUCCAAAGAACAGGACAUAAAUAUAGAUGAACUUGAGAAGGCUCUUUCCUGGAGUUUAGCACCAAAAUUGGGCCCUAGGAUUCCAGUUCCUUCAGCUGAUAACCUGGAUGUGGAGGAAGCUGAUUCUUCGCACUUACCAUCUCCAUCUGAAGCCAACUCAAAAGAAAUCUAUACUGUGGAGCUUGUUAAAGAAGAUGGGACUUUUGGAAUCAGUGUGACUGGUGGAAUUAACACUAGUGUGCGUCAUGGUGGGAUAUACGUGAAGUCAAUUAUUCCCAGGGGACCAGCAGAUAAGGAUGGACAAAUAAAGAUAGGUGAUCGUCUGCUGGAAGUCGAUGGCAUCAGCCUAUGUGGCAUCACCCACAAACAGGCUGUGGAACACCUUAAGAAAUCUGGCCAGAUUGCCAAACUGGUUCUAGAAAGGGGAAACUACAAACUGGCAGAGCCAUGCCUGACUGCUAAUGACAGAAAGGAGGACCAAUGUGCAGUUGUUUCUGUGGCAACAUCCUUCACAGAUGGUACCAAGGACUACUGCUUUUUGACAGAUGAUAAUACAUUUGAAGUCAAAUUGACAAAGAAUUCUGGAGGCCUCGGUUUUAGUCUUCUGCAAAUGGAAGGAGAUGCUUCCAGACACCUUGAAGGAGCUCUUGUCAGGAUCAAAAGACUGUUUCCAGGGCAGCCAGCUGAAGAAAAUGGUGAAAUUGAAGUUGGAGACAUCAUUUUAGCUGUCAAUGGGAAACCUAUUCAAGGACUCUCUUAUCAGGAUGUCCUGCACAUGUUGAGAGGAGCUCCUCCAGAAGUCACACUACUACUUUGCAGACCACCAAAAGGUGUUCUUCCAGAAAUAGAGCAGAGUUCUCUGACUCCAGCACCAUCUCCAGUUAAGGAGUUUGUGGCAGAAAUGCCAGGCAGUACAGAGUUAGGAAACUGUAUGGUUCAACCUACAAGUGAUGAAAGUAUCACCUCUCCAGACCUGGAAGACUGCCUGGAUUCUCCAGUGUCGGAAGAUUUCAGUGAGCUUCCUGAAGAGAAGAGCUCAACUGAUAAAGAGCAGGCAGAUGAGUUUCAAGAAAAGCCCAUACAGAAACUUAUGACUCCCAGGGAAAGUUGCUAUAAGCAUCUUCAGAAGUUUCAUCAAGAAGCUGCCAGUUCUGAAGUCUUCCACUCCCUAGAGGAAGAAAUGAAGCAGAACUGCUACUCACCAUGUGAGUUUGGAUGGACCGAAAGACACAUGUUUAAUAAGAGUGACGAUGACCUAUCAAACACAAAAUGUAUGCCUGAAACUCUCUGUCUAGCCCCUAUUGAUGAAGAGUAUCUCACUAUCAGCUCAGCGUCUGUGACCUCACUUUCAUUGGGAGGAAGCUCCGAGACACUCUCCACAACCAUGGUGACUCCACAACCAUGUGUUUGUGGUCCCUUCUCAUCAUCCCUGCCUGCUAGAGAGACACAUGACAAUGACAAUGAAUGGCAAGACUUGGAGGAACUAGAGGAAGAGAAGGAAGACUGCACUAGGGAAAUGGAGAUCUCUGUAACUUUGACAAAGUCAGAGAACAAUGGUUAUGGAUUCUCUGUAGUUCUUAACAAAGUGGACACCUGCCUGUAUGUUGAUGAAAUCUUGAAUGAGCCUGCCCUGUCAGAUGGAAGACUAAGAAGGGGAGACAGAAUUAUUAUGGUGAAUGGGACUGAUGUCACAUCUUUGCCAUGCAAUGAAGCCCUGACUUUACUUCAAAGCUCUCCUCCUGAUCUGCACCUUGUGGUUGGUCGUGCUGACAGUGAUCUGCAUCCCUCUAUUAGGCCAGAUGAGAUUCCUCUAAUUACUCUCACAAAAGGUGCCAAUGGACAGCUAGGCUUGAAGCUGACAGGAGGAGCUGGAAGCAAAUUACAAGGUAUUUAUGUGCUAGAGAUAGUUCCUGGCUCUCCUGCCAGUGUGGAAGGCAGUUUGCAGCCACGAGAUCAGAUUGUUUACAUCUGUGGACUGUGGACUGAGGGCAUUAGCCUGGAUGAUGCAGUGAGAGUGUGUGAAGCUGCAACCCAGAAUGUCCAAAUCAAAGCCACAAGAAAUGGCAAUCCAGUGGUUCCUAUAGAGCAGGAUAAUAAGAAACAUUUGGAGGAAACAAACUGUGGUGCUCGGCAAAACAUUCCCAAUUCCCCAGAACGUAAGGACUUAAUUAUUAAUAUUGAGCUGGAAAAAGCGGAACAUGGAAGCCUAGGAUUUGCACUGGUAGGUGGAAGAAAUGGCAGGGCUAUCCUAAUAAAAGCCAUCAGCCCAGACAGCAUUGCAGAUCUAGAUGGGAGGCUUCAAGUUGGUGACAUCCUACUUAAGGUGAAUGAAACUUUUGUGUCUGGUCUGCCACGCCAAACAGUUAUAGAUUUGCUGCGCAAGGCUCAAGGCACUGUUCAACUCACUGUCUGCCGAAGCGUAUUUUUGCAUUGGGCUUAUUCAGGCAAUCAGAGCAACAGUAUACCUUCCCCCCCAAACACAAAAGCAGAGCCUGACAGUGCUGAGGGAAGCCUGCAAGCUCAGCCUGUUUUCACUUUCAAGGAAGAAGAAUCCAACCAGAUGUCCACCAAGGAUCCAGAAAGUACACACAAUUCCUCUCAGCAAGGUCAGCUGGCUGGACAAGAUUAUAAGGAUAUCAUCAGUAAUAUUUCAGAUAGGUCACAGAAAUAUGCAGAAUGUGAAGGCAAAAGAAGAGAGAGUCAGCAGUCUGAGUCAGAUAGCUGGAACAAUGAAGAUGAUGAUAUGCCCCACAGGAUUUCUGUUCUACCUAGAAGCAGAACCUUUGCUUCUGGAGAUGAACUGACUCAGUUAAUUAACUUUAGACCAUCGUUGACUGGAGUAGGUCCAAGGACUGACAUCACAGGUCUUAUACGAGGCCUUCAGUUGCAGAUUGAGAAUCAGGAGGUGUUAAAGGAGUUUAUGGUUUUAGAACAUGCGAAACCAGUAGAUGACUGCAGAACUGGCAAAGCCACAGAAAAUCAGGAUAAAAACAGAUACGGAGAUAUUCUUCCAUAUGAUAAGACACGAGUUCCUUUGGGAGAAGAGAAUGGCUACAUUAAUGCAAGUUACAUUAGAAUGAAAGUUGGAGAAGAAGAACAUUUCUACAUCAUAACGCAGUGGCCUCUACCAUCCACUAUGGCUGAUUUCUGGCAAAUGGUCUGGGAGAGUGAAUCUGAUGUGAUUGCCGUGAUGAUGAAAGAAGUGGAGCAAGGGCAAGUCAAAUGGCAUCAAUACUGGCCUGAACCUCCCCAUGACUCCAUACACCUGGCUAAUUUCCAUCUCAGGCUAGACAACUACCAAAUUCUGGACUACUUCAUAAUUAGAACAAUAGAAAUGAUCAACAAGCAGACAGAAGAAAAGCGCGUUAUAAGUCAUUUGCAGUUUACCACUUGGCCAGACCACAAUACUCCCAAACUGGCUGAGCAGCUUGUAAAAUUCAUUUGUUACAUGAGAAAAGCUCACAGUACAGGACCUGUUGUUGCUCACUGCAGCACUGGCAUCGGAAGAAGCGGAGUUUUGCUGUGUGUUGAAGUUCUGCUCAGCUAUAUAGAAAAAGAUUUAUGUUUCAACAUCAAGCAGAUAGUGAGAGAUUUGAGAGAUCAGCGUUUUGGCAUGAUCCAAACUAAGGAUGACUAUUUAUUAUGUCACAAAGUUGUGCUGGGAGUCCUUCAGAAUCUUCAAGCAAUGGAUUCCUACUGACUGCAGUAUGACUCUUCCCUGUCACUAUUCCCCUUGGAAUCCAGGGACCACUCAGCAAUUGCUUUAAAGAGAUGUCAAGCCAGCACAGACAAGUGUUAUAUUACAUACUUUGUUGGACUACUCUGAUUUCUAAGGCAUUUCAAAACCUUGCUUAACAUGUCCUGUGUAAUUCGUCUAAAUCUUGGCUCACAGUUUGGAGAAACAGCUACACUGCUAUGGAAUUGCCAUGGACAAUUUGCGUGUUCUGUGUAAUAACAUAUUAAUUAUUAGGAAACUAUGUUGGGGCUAUGACUAGGAGAUAGAAGCCCUUGGAAUUAGCUUUACUUUCCAGAGGGCAACUAUAAAGAUUUAAGAUUCUGCUGGUGUUGGUGGAAGAUUACUUGUCCCUUAUUGUUGUGGCUUCUGGACUGCAAAUCAGUAUUUUCUACAGUAGUUAUGCUUUUGUGUGGAAAGACUCAAUUUGUUUACCUUUGGUUGCUUGAACAUUGUAGAACCAUUUCCAGUCAUCACCCCAGCCCAGGAAUUUAUACCAGCAUCACUAGACAUCUUAAAUCAAGAAACUGAAAGAAACAUAGGAUGCCUUUAAACUCCAUUUGGUUCUCUUCAAAGCAGGAAAAGCAUUCUAAUAAUUGGUUUGAUUAUUACUUUUUCUCAGCAAUAUGGACAGCUGUAAAUAGCAUCAGUACUCUUUCAUUCUGGAUCCAUGUAAAAAGGAAUGCAAUACUAAGCCAGAUGAAAUGACUCUGUGUCCACUGUGGCACAUAUAUACAUUUCAUCUUCCCAUGCUCCUUACCAUCAAUUAAAUAUCUUGUCAUUCUUAUCUAGGAUCUGAACCAAUCUAUGGGAAGUCCCACUGGUUUCAGUGGGAGCUGAAUCAGAUAUUUAAAUUAGAGUAAAUAAAUCUCUGUACAGUUUAUUUCUUGUGUAAAAAGUGUUUCUGUUAGUGUGAAUUUGAGUGGAUUUGAGAAGAAAUCGGCUGUUCAAGUUUAUAAGAUUUCACUUGUUUCUAUAGUACUACUUCUAAGUCCUUUAUCUAGAAGAUGAUGUAUAUGGAAGUGAAGUUAUUAGAUGUACAUUGGAAAAGUAACUUUUAAACAUAGGAAAUUAUAACAGCAUUUCUUUAACUGAAUUGUAUAUAUUUAAAAAACUUCUUUGAUUUCAGGAAAGGAGAAAAUAUUGAGGCAUUUGAAUAUAAAAAUGCAGUAGAAACAAGACAAAAUAGCCAUUUAUUUUCACUAUGAAUGAGAGAUUUAUGAUUCAGAAAGAAAGAGGGAUUAAAACAAAUUAAAAGUAUGACUUUUAGAAAAAGCCAGUGUAAUACAACUAUAAUUAAGGCCAAGGGCUAUUUUUUCUUUCUGCCCUCAGAUAGUCUGCUGGAAGUUGGGAAAAGAUAGAAAUAAAAUUUAUGAUGUGAGCCAGACAAUAAUUUCAAAGAUACUGAUAGAGAUACAGAGUAACACUAAAUUAGUGGAGCAAUUGUGGACUUACACUGGUAUAAAUAUAAACAGAUUUAAAUGUUUUGUCUUAAAUUCACUGAAUUUGAGCCUUCCCAGAAGCAUUACUAUCCAUACAUUCUACAUUUCCUAUAUUUAUGUUGCAUAUAAUGAACUAUUUGCAGUUUUGUCAAGUGUCAUCAGCCAAAUUUUUGUUUAUAACUUUAUUACCUUCAUUUGGUAUUUGGUCUUUCACUUUGAUUUUAAUUACUGCAGACAUACUACUAUGCAAUGAAUGCACUACACCACACAUGAAUGCACAAUUCACUUUUGUACUACAAGAACUUUAAAAAGUUUCUCAGUGAAAAUAUUCCUGAACUUUAUGAAAAGGUAUUUUUUCUGUGGUUUAGAACAAGCAUUCUGGAUUUAGAAGACAACCUUCAUGGCAUUAUUUGUUCCUCCACAUUUGUGCAUCAGCUUUGCAUCUGUUUGACAGAAGUGUUUGCUGUUUGACAGUUUUUCCCUUUUUACAGGAUUAUUAAAAAGAUUUCUGAA
This is a messenger RNA of Athene cunicularia (burrowing owl), 8993 nucleotides long. RefSeq names its product FERM and PDZ domain containing 2 (gene FRMPD2). The record is from RefSeq and is a predicted model, not a curated record. The transcript is spliced from 47 exons. Gene Ontology annotation, cellular component: cytoskeleton. Gene Ontology annotation, biological process: protein dephosphorylation. Bases 427 to 7005 code for a protein of 2192 amino acids. Gene Ontology annotation, molecular function: protein tyrosine phosphatase activity; protein binding. NCBI's taxonomy places the organism in Eukaryota, Metazoa, Chordata, Aves, Strigiformes, Strigidae.